Hyaena hyaena (striped hyena) is the source of this 1155-nucleotide messenger RNA. It is a transcript of the gene TNFSF8, whose product is annotated as TNF superfamily member 8. The transcript is spliced from 4 exons. Gene Ontology annotation, biological process: CD8-positive, alpha-beta T cell differentiation; immune response. The record is from RefSeq and is a predicted model, not a curated record. Bases 265 to 969 code for a protein of 234 amino acids. Lineage: Eukaryota; Metazoa; Chordata; Mammalia; Carnivora; Hyaenidae. Gene Ontology annotation, cellular component: membrane. Gene Ontology annotation, molecular function: tumor necrosis factor receptor binding.
CAUCAACAACCUUCUCUGUCGCUACAGUUUCUCUGCACUCAAAUUCAUCCCUGGUAAUGAAAAAUGAGCCUCUCCCCUACCCCUGCUGCUGCCUUUCGCCUCACGCCCCCAGAGAAGAGUUUCUUCGUGUGGCAGCCGGUGAAGGUUUUUUUCCAAGUCACAUGAUCCAGGAUGCAGGGGAAGAAUCCUUCUUGGAACAGAGAUGGGCCCAGAACCGAAUGAGAUGAGGAGAGAUAGGGUGUGCUGUGGGAAGACUAUAUAAGAAUGGACCCACGGCUGCAGCAAGCACUCAACCGAGUGGCCCCUUCUCAAGACACAGCCAUGCAUGUGCCAGAGGGCUCCGUCGCCAGCCACUUGGGAACCACAAGCCGUGGUUAUUUCUAUUUCACCACGACCGCGCUGGCUCUGUGUCUCAUCUUUGCUGUGGCAACCAUCAUGGUGUUGGUAGUUCAGAAGACGGAUUCCAUCCCCAACCCACCAGGAAAAUUCCCCCUUAAAGGAGGAAAUUGCUCAGGGGACAUCUCAUGUAUACUGGAAAAGGCUCCAUUUGAGAAGUCGUGGGCCUACCUCCAAGUGUCAAAGCAUUUAAACAAAUCCGAGUUGUCUUGGAACAAAGAUGGCAUUGUCCGUGGAGUCAGCUAUCAGGAUGGGAAUCUGGUAAUCCAGUUCCCAGGUUGGUACUUCAUCAUUUGCCAACUGCAGUUUCUCGUGAAAUGCCCAGAACAUUCUGUUGACCUGAAGUUGGAGCUUCUCAUCAACAAAGAUGUCAAAAAGCAGACGCUGGUGACAGUGUGUGAGUCUGGAGUGCAAACCAAAAAUAUAUACCAAAAUCUCUCACAAUUCUUGCUGGAGCACCUCCAGGUCAAUACCACCAUAUCAGUCAAAGUGGAUAAAUUCCAGUAUGUGGAUACAAACACCUUUCCUCUUGAGAAUGUGUUGUCCAUCUUCUUAUACAGUAGUUUAGACUGAAUGAACCACUUCUCCUGGCCUUCAGGAAGAAAGCCACUCUCUACCAUACAGUAUUUUAUCCAUCAAACACUUGGGCAGAAAGAAAACUCUAGACCAAGACUAAAACCACAAAGGGUAUUAAAUAACAUGCUUCUCCUUCUUGUCUCUUGGAAAGAUACAGCUCCAGGGUUUAAAAAAAAAAAAAAA